UGGUGUACUUGCCAAAUACGCCAAUAAUUGUACAUUUGGCCAGUGCACGAUGAGGGUGUUCACACGACUGGUGUACUUGACAAGUAGGCCAAUACUUGAGCACUUGUACAAGUAGCCAAGUACACUGUUCCCACUGCUGGCUGUUAAAGCAAAUAUUGGUGGUGGGGGGCACACUUAAAUAAUAAUAUUUUCACUUUUUUGUUUUUGUGAAAUUUAAGUUAGAAAUUAGUCUAGUCCUAAUCGUUGUGUGGUAAAGACUUAGGUAACAACUAAAUAGUUUAUAAUUUAUUAUUGUAAUUUAACACAAUUUAAUAAAUAAUUUAUUGGACUAUGAUAAGUGAAAACGACAAAGCACUAGUUUGUGCUUCAUUUAUUGUUAUGUGUGGUGAAUAUUUAAAAAAUAAGAAAAAAGUCAAAAGUCCAAAAAAGAGAAGGUGGUGGAUGACGACAAUACAUCAAAGUCGUAACAAGUACAAUGCCACAAAUCUCAUGGAGGACCUAAGACGAGAACCAUCUGGUAAAUUUGAAAACUUUUGCAGGAUGUCAGCCACUGACUUUGAAUUUUUACUUAGUAAAAUUGGACCAGUAAUUAAAAAAAAUGAUACAAUUAUGAGAGAAGCAAUCCCUGUACAAGAAAGGUUAGCAGUGACACUCAGGUUUUUGGCUUCUGGUGACAGUUUUAGAAGUUUAUCUUACUUAUUUAAAUUUUCUUCCCAAACUGUUUCCCGAUGCGUGUUUGAUGUUUGUGACGCAUUGAUAGAUGUACUUAAGGAUGAAAUCAAGAUACCACAAACCACGGAAGAGUGGAAAAUUAUCGAGAAAGAUUUUUCCGAAAAAUGGAACUUUCCUCAUUGUUGUGGAUCCAUAGAUGGCAAACAUGUUGUUAUUCAGUCACCUAUACAUAGUGGCUCUGAGUUCAUAAACUAUAAAGGAACAUUCAGUGUAGUUUUGUUUGCUUUGGUGGACGCUAAUUACAAUUUUUUAUAUGCAAAUAUUGGAUGCCAAGGGAGAAUAAGUGACGGUGGUGUGUUUAAAAAUACCGCUUUGAACAAAAGUAUAGAACAAAAUGAGAUUAUGUUUCCACCUGAUGAACCAUUACCUUUAAGAGAAUUGCAUGUCCCGUACUUGCUUGUUGCGGAUGAUGCAUUUGCAUUUACUCCGCGUAUAAUGAAACCGUACUCCGGAGUGUAUGAAAAAGGUAGUAAAGAAAGAGUAUUCAACUAUCGGCUAUCUCGUGCCCGACGUGUUGUUGAGAAUGUGUUUGGGAUAAUGUCCUCAGUAUUUCGAGUAAUGAGAAAACCAAUGUUACUCGAACCCGAAAAAGUAACAAAUAUUACCUUAACCUGUACAUUGUUACAUAAUUUUUUAAGAAGAAGUAAAACUUCCUCUUCUAAAUAUUCACCAAAUGGGAUAUUUGAUAUAGAAAAUGAAGAAGGGCAGAUUAUUCCUGGUACGUGGAGACAAGAACAGAAUAGCAUGGCAUCAUUACUACCCAUUCGCAACAUACCCAGAAGACCCGGAGCGGAAGCUAAAAUAAUAAGAGAUGAAUACGCAACAUAUUUUUCAACAAACGGAAAAGUACCAUGGCAAGAUAAAUAUUAAUAUAUUAAUGUAAUUUUAAAUACCAUCUUAGUUAGGAAUUUUUAAUAAUUUAAUUUAUAUAUUACCUAUCGACUAUCAAAUUAUAUUAUUUGCAUAUAAUAAUACACUGUCUACGUACAAUCUACAUCCGUACAUUAUAAUACAUAAUAAUAACAGUAUGAUUUAUUUUAUAGUACCUAUAUUAUAACAACGUUAUAGCUAGGUAAAUAAAUAAGGACAUUUUUUAUUUUAAGACUGUAUAACAAAAUAUUCUGAAUAUUUUAUUUUAUAAUAAAUUAUA
Messenger RNA from Metopolophium dirhodum (rose-grain aphid), 1882 nucleotides. RefSeq lists its product as uncharacterized. NCBI's taxonomy places the organism in Eukaryota, Metazoa, Arthropoda, Insecta, Hemiptera, Aphididae. The transcript is spliced from 4 exons. The record is from RefSeq and is a predicted model, not a curated record. Bases 331 to 1602 code for a protein of 423 amino acids.